AUGGGAGCCCUAUGUCACACCUUUUUCACCAUGCUGAGGGACCUUAGAAAUUUGUACAAACCGUACACGGCCUUUUCCUUUUUAUUUUUCCCUUGUGCCAUAAACGUAUAUGGUAUUUAUAAAUUCAAUAAUUUGGAGUCCCUAUCCAACAAAGAAGUAGCUCAGGCCAAUGUGAAAUGA
Molecule: messenger RNA, 180 nt
Organism: Plasmodium knowlesi strain H
Lineage: Eukaryota; Apicomplexa; Aconoidasida; Haemosporida; Plasmodiidae
Product: conserved Plasmodium protein, unknown function
Exons: 1
Coding region: 1-180 (59 amino acids)
Source: RefSeq, a predicted model, not a curated record